Peronospora farinosa is the source of this 489-nucleotide messenger RNA. NCBI's taxonomy places the organism in Eukaryota, Oomycota, Peronosporomycetes, Peronosporales, Peronosporaceae. The record is from the annotation of a GenBank genome assembly.
AUGUCCGAACACGACCCACUUUUUUCACGUUCUUAUGGAGCUUCAUCCACGACUUCCACGUCCACAGCUCCACGAUGCUAUGGUGGGUUUGAGCAACAAAAGCGAACGUGGGCAUCGACAGCACGUCGUUCACAGCGCAUCCGUGUGAUUGCUGGACUGCAAUUGUUACUGGGCUUAUUAGCAUCGUGUAAUUAUUUGUGGCUGUCCAAUAUCUUUAUGUUUAUUGUGGGCAUUGUCGGUCUUUUGGCUGUACGUUCCGAUUGUAUGAGCUGGACCGUUGUGUACUUAUUACUAAGUGCGAUGGAAUUUGCACGGAUUAUCAUGCUGACACCUCAUUUAUAUGAGCGGUUUGAAGUACCGGGAUAUGCUUUUUCGCACUAUGAGGUCUUUCAAGCUGUCGUCCUUGUACUGGAAGAAGUUUUCCUUGUGCCAGCAGCUUUUUGGGUGUGCAUUGCAGCGGCAGCAGCAGUGGCCAAUCCAUUGUGGUAA